Molecule: messenger RNA, 2546 nt
Organism: Punica granatum (pomegranate)
Lineage: Eukaryota; Viridiplantae; Streptophyta; Magnoliopsida; Myrtales; Lythraceae
Source: RefSeq, a predicted model, not a curated record
AUUUGCUGGAAUUUCUAGUUUGGACCCAAUAUUUAAUGGUGAGCUGACGUUAUGGAGAGAUGGUGACUAGUAAGCCUGGCCCGGCCCACAGGCCCCACACACAACAAGCCCAUGCAUUGGCCCAUAAAAAAAUAAAUGUUCAACCAAAAACAAGUACAUAAAUAAAGGAAAAAUUACCUCUCUCCCCCGAACUAUUGACGCAGGAUUUUCAAUUUUUUUAGGACAUUUGCCCCCCAGAAAACUUUAUUAGUUCAUUUUUCUUUUUGGUGUGUAUCGGUGUUUGGAAGAUCAAUGAGUCUUGAUUAUGCCUGUUCGUGUCCGACUCUAUUAGUGUUAUGAACUAGUCUAAAAUAACCAUCAUAUAUGGUGACAUAGUGGUUCUAAAUUUAAUCACAUAUGGUUUGGAAACUCCAAGGUCUCGAGUUCAAAUCUCCAAAGGAAUAUAUGCUAGGGUGGAUUCUUCAACUUGGGCCUGGGUCAUUUUCCGAUUUCUGUGAACUAUACUAGAUCUCUGAUGGUAUCACGCUGACAAGACCAGUGCUUGCAUUGGUUGUUCAGUUCAUCUGAUAUGUUCGCGGUUGAAUACGAAAUCCCGUACUAUGACGUAGUGAGAGUGGUAAAGUUACCAUUACUGUUACCCUCCAUUUAAUUCAUUAAAAAAAAGGAAAAAAGAACCAGUCUAUAUAAUCUUAAAAGUAGGGCUCGACUAAUAACCCAAGAAAAGAAAAAGAAAAAGAAAAAGAAAAAGUAGGCCUGGACUAAUUUGAAUUACAUGUUAAUCUUAGACCGAUGGAAAGCUUUAUUAUUAUUAUUUUCUUUUUUCAGUCAGAGAUUUUCAUAAGCAUGGAGACAUGAUAAUGCCCUUUUUAAGGUAAGCAAUAUCUGAUUGAGAUUAAUCCAUUAAAAAAUGUGAUAUAAUAGCAGUCCUGUUUACCUAGACAGAAUAAAAGGCAAGACUUUGACUUGAGAAAAUGGAAAACGAAUUAAAGUGGUCAAAGCGAAGGGCCUUGCUAAAACCUUGAGCAGCCCACAAACUAAACCCCCAAACCGCCAGCAAACUUCUUGGACAAAUAUGCCCCUGAGUUUGGAAACCCAGCAGCCGUCCUUCCCCAUUUAUUGAUUCCGUAAAUAGGGCUAAACUCGAGGGGCAAAACCGUCGUAACAGUAAAACUGUCCCACUGAUUCCUUACUAAACCUCCGGCCCACCCGCUCCUGUUAUAAAGGUGUCCCGCCCGAAAUACCAUUGUCAGCACAUUUGAUAUCAGUUCUCCUAGCACAUCCCUUCAUGCAUCGAUGGAUCCAAUCCUGAAGAGGCUUAACUUCUUUUAUCGAUCUGUGCGGGUCUUGAUCGCGGCCCCGGCAAUGGCCAAAGGGAAGUACCGGCGUGUGCAGGCUCUACGGGCGACGAGGUACAGGGCGGUGUUGAUGUUAUUCCUGGGGCUGACAGCGGUGUUACUGGCCCUGCUCAUACUCGGCAUCGUGUCACUGCCCGUCGGGAGCCAUGUCUCCCCGCCCAUUCCUUUCAGCUCCCUCACCGCCCUCAGGCGUCAGACCUCUGAAUGGAGGAGAGGUGAGGGGUUGGGGACGAGAGGGAAGCAAUGGACUCAGGUGCUCUCAUGGGAGCCCAGAGCGUUUCUCUAUCACAACUUCCUGUCGAAGGAAGAAUGCGAGUACUUGAUAAGCCUUGCUAAGCCUCACUUGGCAAAAUCAACUGUUGUCGACGACAAAUCCGGAGGAAGCGUAGAUAGCAACGUCCGUACGAGCAACGGGAUGUUCCUGAGGAGAGGACAGGAUAGAAUCAUCAGGGACAUCGAGAAAAGGAUUGCGGAUUUCACCUUCAUCCCCGCAGAGCAUGGAGAAGGACUACAGAUUCUGCACUAUGAAUUUGGCCAGAAAUACGAGCCUCAUCACGAUUACUUCGGCGAUCCUUUCAACACCAGAAACGGGGGGCAGCGCACUGCCACUAUGCUGAUGUAUCUAUCAGAUGUUGAAGAAGGGGGAGAAACAGUUUUCCCGUAUGCGAAAGCAAACUUCAGUGACGUGCCCUGGUGGAACGAGUUAUCUGAGUGUGGGAAGAGGGGAUUGGCUGUAAAACCAAAGAUGGGGAAUGCGGUGUUAUUUUGGAGCACAAAACCUGAUGGCACGGUCGACCCUGCAAGUUUGCACGGGAGUUGUCCCGUGAUUAAAGGAGACAAGUGGUCAGCACCAAAGUGGAUGCGUCUCGAAGAGUACAAGGUCUAGUCGACCAUAUGUGCAGGGAAGGAACUGUACAUAACGGCCCGCUGGAUAUCACACAAGGAGUAACUAAUUUCAUACAACUUACCCCGAGAUGCUGAUAUAUAUAUAUAUAUAUAUAUAUUUUUGAAUAACAGAGUUUGUGUAUUUAUAUAGCCGGCGGUUUUGUGAUUUGUAGACUUGCGAGAUUGUUCUUUAAAGUGUUUGAUUGAUUCUUGAUAGCAGAAGGAAAAAUGCACCUUAAAGUGUAAGUUCUUAUCUUUGUGAGUUCGAAAUCUCCGUUAUAUGGAACUGACUAUAUCAAUGGAUCA